Messenger RNA from Vigna angularis (adzuki bean), 474 nucleotides. RefSeq lists its product as uncharacterized. The record is from RefSeq and is a predicted model, not a curated record. Lineage: Eukaryota; Viridiplantae; Streptophyta; Magnoliopsida; Fabales; Fabaceae. The transcript has 4 exons. Bases 1 to 474 code for a protein of 157 amino acids.
AUGGUGAUGGGCUCCGAUUGGUCUGUCAUGCAGAGUGGGGCUCCAGAUAUGACUGAACCAAGGAAAAAUGCAAAUCUAAGUCCAUUCGAGAGUUGGAGGAGUGCUUACUUCUGCAUGCAGAAUACAUCAUAUUAUUGCACGAUAAAAGAUGGAUACACAAUUGGAAUGGAGGGUGUGAUAAAUGUGCAUGAUUCUGAUAUCAAGAACUUUUGCAACAAUGGAUGCUAUGACCACACUUUAUAUGUCUUAACUUGCAUCAAAGAUGUUAAGUCAGACUUCUUCUUCCAGACCAAGCAACCCGUCUCUUAUGUCUGGAAUGUUACUUCCAGGGCUUGCGCUAGUCAGCUUAAUGGUUUCAAUACAAAUGUUACUGCUCAUAAUCCAAACAGUGGGAGCAGAGUGUACGGUAGAGUUCAUAUGUCCCUUGUUUCAGCACUAACCACCAUGGCCUUCAUUGCCACAUUUGCUGUGUGA